ACCACACAGUUUGCUGUGUUAUGUGGUGGAAUCCUGAUUUCAUCACACCCCUGGACUAAGUCGUUUCUGAUGAUGAGCUACCCUGCAUAACCCGAGGGUGUUCACACAAAGCAAGUGUCUUGAUAUUGUGGUCCAGCACGCGUAAUAAUCUUUUCCUGAUUUUCCCUUCUUUUUCUUUUUUUCAUUUUGGGAAGGGAGGACGGCUCCAGGAAACCGCCUCCUUCACACAGUCCGCGGUGCUACAGUAUAGCUAGUCGGUUUGUGGAGUGAAAACGGCCAUCGCCUCCAUGUUGGAAAGAACAUAUAGAAACAAUUCACCAUUUGCUAAAAUGUAGAAAAACCCCAAAGCAGGAUUACAUUGUUGCAUGCCUUGACUAAAUCGCUGGUAAAAAAAAUACCGAAGAAACGAAGGCUGCUUUCCCCGACGAGAGUUAAACCUAUGCGGGAUACAGUCUACUUGAAUUAACGUGGCUAGGUAGCUAGCAAAGUUAGCUAGAUUUAAUUUAUGCAUUUUAUUAAUUAAAUUUUUAUUUUUACGUUCUUAUGCGUCAAGGAAUAAAUGGGAUUAGCUGUAUGGUGAACAAAGGGGGGCCUGCACUCUGUGUUCGGACUACGCUGUUUUUUAGUGUUCAGCCAGCAGUAACGAUACUGUUUGGCUAUCAAGUAGACCAGUUAAAAAAGCUGCCUAGCUGCAUAUUCUGAAAUAAAGUGAAUUAAGAGGAAUACCAUCCCGUUUCCAUGGACAACACGUCCAUAAUUACCCAGGUUGCUAACCCAAAGGAGGAGGAGAUCCUUUCUUCAAGUCAAGAAAAAGUUUCCCAGUCGAAAAGCAGCUUAAAGAAACAGAGGAGUCGUGGUAUCUUCAGCACUUUUUUCUGUUGCUUCCAGAACUACAAUGUGGAACCGCCCUCAUCCAAUAACAACACCGGCAGCUCCCUGCCUCCACCGGCGGAGGAAAAUGGGACGCUUCCGAAGUGUGACCAGGUUGAGGUCGUCCCCAUCCCCAGUGUCGAGUCGCCCGGCGCUCCCCUCGACAUGGCCGCUCGUCCCCGGGCUCCGGACUCUGACCUUCCCUCCCAGCCCUGGCCCUCUGUCCAAUCCCCCAUUUGGCUCGGAGACGACCGGGAUCCGCCGCUCGUUGUGUCGCACGCUCGGGCUGAACACCCCCCAGCCCAGAACCUCCUGCCUGAGAUGACCAUAUCUGACUACGGCAAGAACUGCGUGGUUAUCGACUUGGACGAAACCUUGGUGCACAGCUCUUUCAAGCCCAUUAGUAACGCCGAUUUCAUCGUUCCCGUGGAGAUCGAUGGCACCGUUCACCAGGUGUACGUGCUGAAACGGCCCCACGUGGAUGAGUUUCUGCAGAAGAUGGGGGAGCUGUUUGAAUGCGUGCUCUUCACCGCUAGCCUAGCCAAGUACGCGGACCCCGUGGCGGACUUGUUGGAUCAGUGGGGGGUGUUCCGCGCCAGGCUCUUCAGAGAGUCCUGCGUGUUCCACCGGGGGAACUACGUCAAAGACCUCAGCCGCCUGGGACGGGAGCUGAGCAAGGUCAUCAUCGUGGACAACUCGCCCGCAUCAUACAUUUUCCAUCCCGAAAAUGCGGUCCCUGUGCAGUCAUGGUUUGACGACAUGACGGACACCGAGCUCCUGGACUUGAUCCCUUUCUUCGAAGCGCUGAGCAAAGAGGACGAUAUUUACAGUGUGUUACAGACCCUGAGAGCCAGGUAGCCCAGUCUCCUCCCCCCUGUGCGGGUCCUGACCCCCCCCUUCAGCAUGGCUCAGGUCCCUACUACAGCAGCCUGUAGGGGGCAGCGCAGAGCUCCGCAGAAAGUAGCCCCGCCCAGCUGCUAUCUGGCCACAGCCUGGAUGGACUGGAUGUUUGCGGUACGGCCAGUCUGAAAGGAGACAAACUUUGGGAAGCCCUAUUGGCAAGAAAAUGUGUAUAUAUUAUAUAUUUCUAAUCUGGAGGGGGAAAAACAAACAGAAAAUCAAUUAAAAGAACUUAAUUUUUUAUUGGAGACACGAGUUUUACUAUUCUAUAUAUUAAGUUCUAUAUAUUUACCAAAAAAACAACCUUUUUUCUGAAAAUGAGAAACAUUCUUUGUCCUUUUAUUGUUGCUAUGCAGGCAGCCUGUUCCCCAGUCUCCAGUAAAUCAACUGUGAUUUUCUUUACCUACUGAAUGAAGUGCCUUUUGUGACUGUUGUUUUUAUGGAGAGAGCAAAUUUUGUAUGCUGCAUAUUUCCAGAAUACUGAAAUCUUUUCCUGGAGUUAUGUUUUAAAACUGAAGUGGAGAAGAAACUUUAUAUUGUUAUGUUAUUUAUGCUGAAUAUUUUACUAAGGGGUGGGCUCUUUUCUUAAUUAUAUACUAAAUGGCUUUUUUUCCAUUUUCUAACACCCCAUACCAUUAUUUAUUGGCGAUGGUGAUUUAAUGUGUUACAUAUUAUGGCCUCUAAUGAAACUGAAAUAAUGCAUUUGCAAUUGUGAUUUUGUGUAGUAUUACAGUUCACCCUACCAAGACAGAGGUAAGUGUAGCUUUGUAUUGGAGGAAAGAGAUCAAAGCCUGUAGGUUUUAAAACUGAGUGCCGAUGCUUGUGUUUCAGACUGCUGCCAUACACCAGGUCUUAAUUGAAAGUGCCAGGUAAUUUGUUCAGUGAUGAUGAAUAAGGUUGUGAUGUUUAGCUUUGCCAUUAAAAAGGAAAAAUAAUGAAGUGCAUUCAAAAUGGCUGCCCAUAUAUGCCCCAUUAAUUUCUUUAACUCAGUUUUGUAUACCUAUGUUUAGAAAUGUCAGAUUUGGUUUAAUUUGUCCAAUUAAAUUUGAUUUUGGAGGCCUCUCAUGAACUCAAUUAAAAUAAUGCACUUUUCCAAGCAGUUUUCACACUCAAUUUAGUAUUGCUUUGCUGUGAUUCUUUAAUAAUGGAAAGUGGCAGUGUCCUUGUUAAAGGCCACCGAUGGUACGCAAUUGCAAAUGCAUCCUUUCACCGUGAAGAAAAUGAAUAUUGUAUGGAAAUAUUUAGUUUCAAUUAUGUUUUCCUGUGAUAUUUAUGAGUUGAGAAAUGCCUCAAGCUGAUUCGGGAGCUCGGCCCUUUAAUUUGGCUGGUUUUUAAUUGGGCUUCUGACGUUUCCACCGGUCAGAGCUGCCGCUGCUGCUGCUAGCGUACAGAGGCCACGCCGAGUCGGCACAGGGGCUGCCGGAACUGUUCCUCACCACCGUGCCUGUUCAGAGACAUGACCUCACCAAGCGCCGCACCCCUGGGGCAAUAACCCGACUGAAGUCAUUUCCCUCUGGAUCCUGUGCACCUCAGCGCUACUUCUGCAGUUUUUACACUCACACACACACACGCGCGCGCGCACACACUCUCUCUCAGACUAUUAUCCGCAUGGUUAUUAUUAUGGUUCUGUUCUAUGGUACUGUUCUGUUUCUUUUCUGUUCCUCAGUAUUUGGUUUUAAAGACAUGUUCAUAUCUAUGUUGUCUGGUGUUUCUUCUGCCACAGGCACAGUAAAGCUCCCCUACAGUUAAAGAAUGAUUUCAACUUGGUGUGCUUAUGAAUCAUCUUAAGAUGAUUUGGUAUACAUUUGUACGACGGUAUCGUGUACUCUGGUUAAUGGAAUAGAGAGAAUUUAGGUUCUUUUGGUUUCAGUUCUCUGAAGAAGAGAGCAGAUAGAGUUGUGGUACAAUCUGGUGAUGUUCUCUACACUCAAAUGCACGCAGUAGGCACUAAGAGGUUCCACAUACCUCUCUUUUAUUCUCAAAUUUAUUUGUUACCCAGCUUUACUCUCGACACCUUUUCAACAUCCCUCAAGUGUGUACUGCAGUUACAUUUACACCUGAUUAUUUCUGAGAAUUAUUCUUAAUUAUGCCAGUGUACCAUUUAGUACCCACUCAAAAUCAAAUGUGAGCGAUCGCCAGCUUUUGAACUCUGGUCUGUGAAUUAAAAUGCUUUAUAUUCAUCGUGCUUUUAGCCGCCAGUCUGACUAACUGUUCUAUAAAAGCAGACUUCACUUCCUAACCAGAGGGGGAAAUCAUAACUGUAGAGCAGUGUUACUGUGCAGUGCAUUUUCAGUAAAAUGUUUCACGGUUUUGUGGCGAAUAUCUUUCAGAAAAUGACAAGUCAUUAAAGUACCUUUUUUUUAAAAGAA
This is a messenger RNA of Anguilla rostrata (American eel), 4139 nucleotides long. RefSeq names its product CTD (carboxy-terminal domain, RNA polymerase II, polypeptide A) small phosphatase-like a (gene ctdspla). Lineage: Eukaryota; Metazoa; Chordata; Actinopteri; Anguilliformes; Anguillidae. The transcript has 9 exons. Bases 739 to 1728 code for a protein of 329 amino acids. Gene Ontology annotation, molecular function: RNA polymerase II CTD heptapeptide repeat phosphatase activity. The record is from RefSeq and is a predicted model, not a curated record.